CUCUCAUAAGUGUUCUAAUGUUCGAUCCAUCAUCAACAUUGUACUGACAGCCAUUGGUUUGGGUGUCAUCACCCUUCCGACCGUCAUGGCCACCUGUGGCUGGAUUGGCGGCAUUCUCGUCCUGUUCGUCGCUGCUGCCUUGUCGGACUAUAUGGUCUGCAACCUCUACAAAGCCGUCACGAAUCACCCCAAGGGAGAUCCUAUCAACACCUAUGAGGAGCUCGGCAGAGUCUGCUUUGGUCGAGCUGGUCAGAUCAUCACAGCCCUUAUUGUUCAUGCCACCAUGACCGGAGUUUGUGCCACUCUCCUUCUUCUGCUGGGCGAGAAUACCCAGAAGUUGGCUCCAGGGCUUUCUGUUACCGUAUGGUGUGUCAUCUGGGCUGCCAUUUGCCUCCCUUUCUCCUGGCUGAGAUCCCUCAAGGAGAUCUCCUAUGUUGCCAUUGUUGGUCUGGUUGGUGUCAUAGCGCUUUUCGUUAUUAUCGCAGCCAAGGGCAUUGAGAAUGGCAUCACUACUGAUGAGCCUAUUGAUUAUGAUCUCUUCAACGGUGAUGCUCUCACAUGGGCCGUCUCCUUUGGUAACGCCAUUCUCUCCUAUCAAAUGGCCAGUGCUACGCCCACCCUCAUUCGUGAGAUGAUCACACCUGCCGCUUUCCCUAAGGCAGCCUCUGCUGGUCUCCUUAUAGUCUUCGUCAUCUACGUUGGUGUCGGUGCCUGUGGCUACUACGGCUAUGGCAGGAGCCUCAUUGAAGUUCCUAUAAUGAACAGCAUCGCUCCGCCUGGCCAGCCACUUGAUGUAUGGGGGUACAUUGCAGUGAUCGCCAUGCUUCUAUUGGCGUUUCCUCAUUUCUUGGUCAUCCUCAUGCCGAUCGCCGCCUCUCUGGAGUACGCUUUCAAUAUCGAUGUUGACAGCACGGCGAAGCGCGAUCUCAUCAAGAGAAUCAUCGCUCGCACCUUCCUGGUUGGAAUCGCCCUGGUCAUUGCAAUUGUUGUCCCCAGUGUUGACAAGCUCAUUAAUCUCAUGGGUGUGUUUACCAUGAUAGCUAUGGCUGGAGUCCUCCCUGCCUUGUUCUAUACUAGAAUACGUGUAUUCAACGAGGGAUCAUUGAAGGCUGUUUGGAAGGCAAGUCGACUCGAGAUGAGCCUUCUCGGUGCCCUCACUCUCCUCUGUCUGUUAAUAAUGGGAGCUGGCGGCUACCAAUCGAUUGUUGAUUUCUAAUCAUCGAUCGUUUUUGUCGCAGAAUCGGCUCCCGUUGUAUUAAGAAACGGGACGUUCUGUGGUAGUUCCGUUUAAAUGAUAUGAAGAUGGUAACUCGCCGUGCUGGCGACUAGAGCGGAGUAUAUCAUCACUCCUUCUCUCGUCUUCGUUCACUUCUGGAUGAUGCUUAGACUAACUGUUUAUACUAACACUACUCAGGUUUCAGUGUCUCUUAUCAAGUAGCGUCAGAAUAUGACGAUGCCGUGCGGGCACCAUCUAUGUUCCUUCGACAAUUGAUAGUUGGUAUCGUUUCCAAAGUCA
Molecule: messenger RNA, 1516 nt
Organism: Perkinsus marinus ATCC 50983
Lineage: Eukaryota; Perkinsozoa; Perkinsida; Perkinsidae
Product: Vacuolar amino acid transporter, putative
Exons: 2
Coding region: 86-1216 (376 amino acids)
Biological process (GO): amino acid transmembrane transport
Cellular component (GO): vacuolar membrane
Molecular function (GO): amino acid transmembrane transporter activity
Source: RefSeq, a predicted model, not a curated record